AUGGACCAUGAUGAUAAAGACUCUAAUAAUCAUGACAAAAAUGGCAGCAUGUAUCCGUCACAAACCAGGUGGGGAGAUCAGCGGCAUGUUCCAUUCUCUCGCUACUGCGCAAGCAGCGUCUUUACCACUCCUUUGAGAGUUGGCUCUCCCUUGGAGAGCAAUGUCGUUCCAUCCUCUACUGGCAGUGGCAGGGAUAGUCCCCCUAUGGAGGUCUUGCCCGAUGAAUGCAAUGAGGAAAAAAACGCGAUGACGAUGUGCAGCGAAUUGUGCGACACGAGUGUACAGCAAAAUAUAGCACGCUCGUGUUCCCCUAUUUAUUUCUCAAACAACCAAUUGAAGUCUGAAACACGCUCUGGCUACCAAAGUGAACUUUUGGUCUUUCCACUUCCGUCCGGGAAGGGCCUUCCUGUUCUUGAGGAAGUCACUGCGUUGCCGGAAGAAACGGAAACGAAGCGUGCAUUGGCUGAAGCGGGGGCUACACGAGAAGGUCUUGUGAAGAAAACGGGGGGGCACCCGCUCUUGGAGGAUCAAUUAGGCGCCUUUUCUAAUGUUCCAACUGAAGAUACAAAAGAUGCUGAAUUUAAUAAAAUUGCUACGGAGGCUUUCAAUGGAUUAAGCAGCGACAAUCGGCGGUUUGAGCUUCUUCAGUUGUUUUGGAAUAUGUACUUUCAGCCAUUUGAGCGGAAUCGCUCGUACACUGGAGACACGUGGGAUGAGUUCAAACGAAUUGGACACAGCGACACUUGCUGCGGCUUUGAAUUUGAUCGUGAGAGGUUUUCCAUGCACGUUACGGUAAUGCGACGAAAGUACCGUUUUUUCCCGUUUUCGUUUUUACUUCGUGCAAUUUUCCUUGUUUUGUUUUGGACAAUUAUGUAUUCAUACACAGCAAAGCCUUUCUUACCUGGAGGGCUUUACUUUGAUACCAUCGCCACCGUCCUUUUCUCAGGUCUCGUAGGAUGCUUUAUCGCACGGUUUCUACCUGUGCCUUCGCUUGUAUUUAUUAUUGCCGCUGGGUUUUUGUACGGUAACAUACCUCGUACUGCAUAUCUGACUUCUGGUAUUACGAUGCCGAUGCGUAACUUUAUCAACACACUUUCAGUAGCAGUGGGGGUUAUUCGCUCUGGACUCUCGAUAAACCUUAACUCAUUGCGAAAACGCUUGAUCCCCUACCUUGCCUUUGGUGUUUUGCCCUUGUUCUCUGAGGCGCUUGUUCACGGGUUUUUGUGUAAAGUGGCGUACAAUUACCCAAAUUAUAUUUGGGCUAUGAUGCAAGGAUUCCUGGUCUCCGCUGUUGCCCCAAGCGUGGCAGGGCCGUUUCUGAUUGAUCUGCAGGAAAAAGGAUGCAACAUACAGGACGGCCCAGGUAUGUUAAUGCUCACUUCCGUCUCCAUUGAAGCCCCACUGUGCGUGUUCAUUGUUCAGCUUAUCAUUUCUCUGGAGUUUAAAACCACGAGUACACUCUUUGCCAUUCUGCUUGUUCCUCUCCAACUUGUCGUUGCAGUAAUUGGGGGGGUACUUUUAGGCGGCAUGAUGUUUUUUUUCUUUUGUUAUGUCCUUUCUAUGGAAGCUGAGAAAAUUCCCUUGGGGAAUGGGUGCUACAAGCGUAUGACGCUACGGCAUGCGACACAUGUGCGCUACGUCGCCCUUCUUUUUUUCUUAUUACUUGGGAUGGCAAUUGUUUCUGUCUCCCGCAUUCUGUCGUGCACGGGUGGGGGCAUAUUUAUGCUUCUGGUGAUGACCUGUACGUUCAACAUUUUGUGUCUGCGUGGUGGCAACAGGGAGUACGGGGCUUUGAGAGGCGAACUGGUGCAGUCCUUUGCCACAGUAUGGGAUUACGCUGUGAUGCCGGCUUUGUUUGCAUUUACUGGAGCUGAUGUUGAGCUCUACGAGGUUUUUGAUCCAAAAUAUCUUGGCCCGACCAUCGGCAUCAUCUUCGCUGGCAUUAUGGCUCGCUUUGUUUUUUCAGUGCUGACACCGAUAAUAACGCGCAUGGGUUUCUCAUGGAGGGAACUGAUCCUCUGCGGUUUUGGAUAUCUGGGAAAGGGUUCGUUGCAAGGCCCAUUGAGCACCGUCGCAUUAACAUGUGCGUACGCGCAUCUUGAUGCAGCCAAGUCAUUGGAAGAAAUAGCCGAGGCGAAGGAGCAGGUGGCGUACUCACGUUUGAUAAGGAACGCGGCCGUACUUUCUACGUUGAUUGCUUCUUCAAUCUGUUCGAUCUUCCUUUGGAAUUUUGCGGAGAGGCUUCUGAAACCCAAAGUGUAA
Molecule: messenger RNA, 2262 nt
Organism: Trypanosoma rangeli
Lineage: Eukaryota; Euglenozoa; Kinetoplastea; Trypanosomatida; Trypanosomatidae
Product: mitochondrial sodium/hydrogen exchanger NHA2
Exons: 1
Coding region: 1-2262 (753 amino acids)
Source: RefSeq, a predicted model, not a curated record